GAGUCACAGUUCGGCUGUCAUUGAUACUCGACCAACUAGCCCAGAGCCGGUAAGCAAUCCACAUGUGUUAAGGCUGCAAAUACCGUGGAGAAACAUUGUCUGCAGUUGAAACAUAGUCUUUGCGCCCUUUUAAGAGCAGAACGCACCGUUUCGUUGUUUAGAACUCGAUUAACAACGUUAGAAACCGUGAAUAAGCCUCACGGAAACUCCAAUUUGUGUUCAGUUGAGAUGUGUCAAGAUAUCUUGCUCUGCCUUAUUGGAGAGCAUUAAUCUGUUUUGAGGAAACUAGAUAUACGUUCGGCUUGAAAGAGCAAGCUUUUGCGCACUCGGAACGAGAUUUGAACCAUAAAGACGGUUAUAUGUUUGUUCGGUUUUCGGUUAGUUUUCUAGGAUAAGUCAACUCCUGCUUACUUUCUUCAUAGAAGUCAGAUAGAAACCGUAAUGAAUGCUUUGACUUUGACAAGUUCAAUAAAACACAAAGGGAAAUGUUUGUCUAAUUUAGACAACAGUUUCAGAUGAAAACUGUUACCAGAAUGCAUCGCUGACGGACAACACCAUUAUUGCCAGUAUUGUGAUAUCAGUGGCCCAUAUAAACAGUAUUGAGCAAUUAGAUCCAACGACAGGAAGCGGAAUUCAUUUCACAACAUCAAUUGUAUCAUCGGUUACAAUGACCUUUUAUAUGACACAGCUAUCUCAAGUACAUUCUCUUUCUAUCGGACAAUCAAGCAAUGUAAAUCAGUUUCAGGCUUUACUGCAUGAUUCUGACGGUGCGCCACUUACGGACGAAAAUGGUAAAAAUAUUUCACAAAUUUCAUCACUGGGUGAUCAUCCAAUGAUCAGUUCUGGAAUAGCAAUCUAUCUUGUUGGCGCUGUAUCAAUUCAGCUAUUAACGACAGAUGAUGGUAUGCCUCCGCAGAACGUCACGGUGCUUAUGCAUAUUUGUCAGCCUUCAUUAUCGACGACUAUCCCAUCAACAACAAUACCAAUAUCGGCAAGUACCUAA
Molecule: messenger RNA, 1003 nt
Organism: Didymodactylos carnosus
Lineage: Eukaryota; Metazoa; Rotifera; Eurotatoria; Philodinida; Philodinidae
Source: the annotation of a GenBank genome assembly